This is a messenger RNA of Pangasianodon hypophthalmus (striped catfish), 1846 nucleotides long. RefSeq lists its product as uncharacterized. The record is from RefSeq and is a predicted model, not a curated record. The transcript is spliced from 5 exons. NCBI's taxonomy places the organism in Eukaryota, Metazoa, Chordata, Actinopteri, Siluriformes, Pangasiidae. Bases 541 to 1035 code for a protein of 164 amino acids.
GCAGCUUCUUAGAGUUUUCAUAUGCUUCAUUUGAGGAAGACCAGCUCUGCUGUGGUGAUCCUUUCACCUGCCCAGCCUGCACGCCGGAAAUGUUGGCUGUUUCAGCCGAUGGAAACAGAAAGCUAUAUCGCUUUUGCCGAGACACAAGGUGAUCUUUUGUUUCAGUCUUUUUAUUGAUUUAUUUAUUUACUUUAUAUAUUUAAUGGAAGUAUUUACUAUUUUUCUUUCUUCGUCGGCUCUGAUGAUCCUGCCUUUUUUGAGGGGCUCUUUGUGGCUGAAGAUGUUGCGGUGUCUAGAUUUGUGGAAACCAUACAGAAAGCAGUGAGAAAUGCAAGUUUCUCCCCUCUUCAACUACUUCUGCCAACCAACUACUCCAAAAUCAAAUUGAGAGAAAAAAUGCCAUAUAUUUUAUGACAGCAUUGCUUUUAUUUGAUUUGUUGUGUUUGUUAUGUGUGUCAGGGAAAAGGCACAUUUGGGGACUCCCAGUGGACAGCAGCGAGGGAGACCUCAAGGAGGGCUUCCAAAUUGGAUGAAGAGACGAUGGAGGUUGCAGUGUGUCGCCACGGAUUCCUUCUGAAAGCUCUUAAUAUGUACAGGGAGGAGAUAUUUGCCUACCCUCUGUAUCUUCAGAAGGAGCUCAUGCCAGCCAAGGCGCAAUUCUUUGCAAUGGAUGUGGCUUGCAAAUAUUGGCCAUACUUGGAGAAAGCUGCUAGUGUCCUUCCUGCUCUUCAGGAUCUGACCACAAUGAAACCUUUCCUCAGUGUGAUGCAUGCUCAAGCCCAUGCUACUAAGUGUGAAAUUAAAUGGAGUGGUAGGAACCAGGAAGGAGCAGGGACAACUGCCGGUGAGGAGGUCGAGCAAGUGAACAGCUACCUCUCAUGUUGUGCCCUGACAACCAAAUAUAUGUCCAAAGCAGCACGGGUGGACAUGCUUACAUUGCAUGCAAUGGGGUGGAACCACAAAAAAAGUCUCUCUCUACAUCAGUCACUUUAUUUCAACAAGAUAUGUGAAGACUUGUCAGAGACUCCGAGAUGAAACGGCAAGGCUAGCUGAAUUAAAAACUGAGUUACUUUGCACAGAUCAAGUGGUGUCACAGCGGCUUUCUGAUGUGAAGGAACGGGCAGCUGGCGUGUGACGCCUCACAUCAAGCAGAAGAAGAAAUGCAUGAGGACCAGGAGCUACCAGUUGCGUGCCUGUUUUACAAUGAAAUCAGAAGACAAUGUUGUGUCGUAUAAACCGGGUGUGUCAAUAAUUGUAAUACUUUGUUCAUUGAUUAUUUUUGUUUCAGAUGUGCAUUUCUUUGUAACAGACAUGGCUCUAGCUUCAGAUCCGAAUACUUUCUCACCCAGAAUGGUAUUUCCUGUGGCACUUUUGCCAACCCCUGUCUUGCCCAGGAGGACCAAGCGCAAUGGAUAUUUACCUGUAAGAUAAAACAAACUGUUUUAAGGUUUGAACACAGGCAUUCACAGAGAAGAGGUCUAUUCCUAGUUGAGGCCAAACAAAGAGUGCAUGUGAGGUGUGUGCUUAUGGAGUGGAGUCCUGAUGAGUGUGGUGAUUGGAGACAGGUGGUGCUGAUUAGAACUCUGGGGAGAGAGGGCGCUGACUGUUGGUGACAGAGCCUGGUGUUCCUGUGAUAUUACCCCCGACCCCCCCAAGGUCCGCUCCUGAGGACUGCUGACCUCGACGCUGCGGCCGACCCCUCUGACGUGGAGCUGGGCACUGGGGUGUGAACGGUGGAAUUCCGCCAGGAGGGCCGGGUCUAGGAUAUCCUCCCUGGAUACCCAAGAUUGUUCUUCAGGCCCGUAACCUUCCUAGUCUAUGAGGUAUUCGAGGUGACCUCUGCGGC